Messenger RNA from Elephantulus edwardii (Cape elephant shrew), 741 nucleotides. RefSeq names its product transmembrane protein 199 (gene VMA12). The transcript has 6 exons. Bases 1 to 627 code for a protein of 208 amino acids. Gene Ontology annotation, cellular component: endomembrane system. Gene Ontology annotation, biological process: vacuolar proton-transporting V-type ATPase complex assembly. The record is from RefSeq and is a predicted model, not a curated record. Lineage: Eukaryota; Metazoa; Chordata; Mammalia; Macroscelidea; Macroscelididae.
AUGGCCUCUUCCUUGGUUCCUGGUGAGCGCUUGGUUCGCGCUUUAGGCCCCGGAGGAGAGCUGGAGCCUGAGAAGCUGCCCCGGAAGCUGCGGGCCGAACUUGAGGCCGCGCUGGGGGAGAAGCACGGGAGCGGUGAUAGCCCCGGUGGCCCCCGACGCUUGCUUUCCUUCGGCCUGAUCCGGGAGCUGCACCAGCACUUGAGAGAAAGGGACUCUAAGCUGUAUCUUCAUGAGCUCCUGGAAGGCAGUGAAAUCUAUCUCCCAGAGGUGGUUAAGCCUCCAAGGAACCCAGAGUUAGUUGCCCGAUUGGAGAAGAUUAAGAUACAGCUGGCCAAUGAGGAAUAUAACAGAAUCACCCGUAAUGUCACCUGCCAGGAUUCAAGGCAUGGUGGGUCUCUCAGUGACCUGGGAAAGCAAGUGAGGUCAAUGAAGGCUCUGGUCAUCACCAUCUUCAACUUCAUUGUCACGGUGGUAGCUGCCUUUGUGUGCACUUACCUUGGAAGCCAGUAUAUCUUCACAGAAAUGGCCUCGCGGGUGCUGGCUGCGUUGAUCGUCGCCUCUGUCGUGGGUCUGGCUGAGCUGUAUGUCAUGGUACGGGCGAUGGAAGGCGAGUUGGGAGAGCUAUAACUGGUGCUUCAUCUUCAAAGUCUGGACAAGAUUUGAGGGGCUCUGGGCUCCCCAGCUGCCUGUCGCUGACUCUGAGCCAGCCCAUCAGGCUCUUGGUUCUGCAUUCCAGUAAGU